Microthlaspi erraticum is the source of this 1086-nucleotide messenger RNA. The record is from the annotation of a GenBank genome assembly. NCBI's taxonomy places the organism in Eukaryota, Viridiplantae, Streptophyta, Magnoliopsida, Brassicales, Brassicaceae.
AUGGCAAGCUCAAAGGGAUCAGAGAGUGUUAGGAGUUUGAUGCACUCAGGGAAAAACGCUUUGCUACCUCCAAAAAUCCCUUUUCCUAGCGUAUCCGCAUCGUACACUGAGUACAUCCCCUGCGGUUUGAGGCACGGUCAGAAGCUCAGCGACGAGAAAACGCACCACCACCAGCGAACUUCCUCUGAGAGCCACUUGGUAGAAGAGCUUCCCUUUUGGCUUGACGAUCUCCUCAACGAGCCAGAGAGUCCUGCUCGCAAAUGCGGCCAUCGUCGCUCGUCAAGUGACUCUUACGCUUAUCUUGACGUGGCUAAUGCUACAAACAUAAGCUUGACUCUCCAGAACGAUUUCAGUUAUAGGUCUCCGGUGAGAGGAGUUCAAGAUCUUGAUCGUAAUCAAAAUGCUAAUCUGCUGAAACAGAGGAAUCGACAGAGGGAUGCUUUGGUGGGGUCUGCGGCUCGUUCUUGUUGGCUACCUUCUCCAAGAGAGAGUGUUGUUGGUGGCAAGAACAUGGGAGUGUCAUCAUCAUAUAUGUCUCAAGAAGCAACAGGAGAGGCAAAGAACUAUGCGGAGACGCUUUCUCAUGAUCCCAAAAGGUUCUCUUCUGAGGAAAACAGUUCAAAUCUUCAGCCUGUGACGUAUGAGGCUGACAAUAUUAAACGAGCCAAACAGCAAUUUGCGCAACGGUCACGGGUGCGUAAGCUGCAGUACAUAUCUGAGCUAGAGAGGAAUGUACAAGCAUUGCAGGCAGAAGGAUCAAAAGUUUCAGCUGAGCUUGAGUUUAUCAACCAGAGGAAUCUCAUUCUGAGUUUGGAAAAUAAAGCUCUUAAGCAGCGACUAGAGAGUAUAGCUCAAGAGAAGCUUAUCAAACAAUUGGAACAGGAGGUGCUUGAGAAUGAGAUUGGAAGACUAAGAGCACUUUAUCAGCAGCAGCAACAACAACAACAAACUCAUAAACCAGCAGCAAGUCACGGACGUGCUACUAGCAAAGAUCUUGACGCUCAGUUCUCGAGUCUUUCUCUGAACACCAAGGACUCCAACUGUAGGCGUGACUCUGUAUCUGUAAUGGGUCAAUUCCACUUUUAG